Messenger RNA from Perkinsus marinus ATCC 50983, 573 nucleotides. Its product is annotated as cathepsin e, putative. Lineage: Eukaryota; Perkinsozoa; Perkinsida; Perkinsidae. Gene Ontology annotation, molecular function: aspartic-type endopeptidase activity. The transcript has 8 exons. The coding region runs from base 1 to 573 and encodes 190 amino acids. Gene Ontology annotation, biological process: proteolysis. The record is from RefSeq and is a predicted model, not a curated record.
AUGCCGUACAGUCCUCGAGCAUCGGAGCUUGAUGUAUGGACUCUAAGCCAGGAGCUCGUCCAGGGCUUGACUAUUGCCGCGCUCAUCUUCGCUCUCAUCAUCGUUCUGCUAGUUUGUUCCGAUCGGCUGUCCGACGCUCUUCAAGUCGACUCGAGGCCCGCCGCCGACCAAUCUGAACCUCUGGAAUUGACGAACUUCUUCAACGCUGAGUUCUAUGGGAAUAUAAAGAUUGGAACUCCAGGGCAGACCUUCAAGGUCGUGUAUGACACGGGAUCUUCCACACUGUGGGUACCUGGACGAAGGUGUCGCAGCGCUGCUUGUCGACGCCACAAGCGCUUUGUCGAGUCGCUGUCGACCACCGCGCACCUCGUGCAUAGUAUGCGCAGCAGUGACGAUUCCAAAUUGUUUCCGAUUCGUUAUGGUACUGGCAAUGUCAAGCUUCAGCGUGAAACUGACAAGAUUGAGAUUGACAAUGUAACAAUGAGGGAAGUGACCUUCGGCGUUAGUGUGGGAGAGAGUCGCUUCCCGUUUGCUAUGUCGCCAGCGGACGAUUGGGCUUCACCCUACCCAUAG